GGGGGCGAUGUCGCGCCGGGCCCUGAGGCGGCUGCGGGGGGAGCAGCGGGGCCAGGAGGGGCCGGGACUGGGCGAGCUGGGCCUCGACCCCGGCCCGGAGCGCGCCCGUGAGGGGGGGCCUCCACCAGCCUCCGGGAAGGGGCCCCGCGGGCCACGUCGCGCUGGCGUCAGCAACCGCUUCGAGCUGAUCCCAGCUGAGGAGUCAGAGGAUGAGCUGGUAGCUGGAGAGGAGCGACCGGACACGCGGCUCAGCGAGCAGGACACGGCAGGAGGGAACCAGGAGGGGAGCAAGGACAGGAGCAAGGAAAGGGCUGUGACCGAGGAGACAGAUGGUGAUGGACAGAGAGAGGGGCAGGAGGCCGAGCAGCCGGACCAAACGCUGGCAACGAGUAACAAGCCACGGAAGAAAAAAAAGAAAAGGAAAACCAAGAAAAAUUCAUCAGGAGAGACUGUGGAAGACAAUGACCUGGAAGACAUCGACAGCCUUUUGGAGAGGAUCGAGGACCCCAGGCUGGCACCGCAGAGCCAGGGUGGCAUCACCACUGACAGCCGACCUCUGCUCUAUGUGGAGCACAGAAACUUGAAUCCAGAGAAUGAGUUGAAGAGAUACUUUGGGGCUCGUGCUGUGCUUGGGGACCAGAGGCCAAGGCAAAGGCAGCGGCAGUAUGUGCGCAGCAUGUGGCUGACAGCUCCCAAGAACACCUGGCCACGCUACAGCAAGACAGGUAUCACCAUGCAGCUGCUGGACACCCGGAGGGGGGUGCAGCACUUCACCUUCGAGCACCACCGUGAGUACCAGCAGGUCCAGUUCAAGUUCCUGGAUGCUGUGGAGUCCAUGGACCCCAACAACAUAGUGCUGCUGCUCCAGAUGAGCCCCUACCACGUGGACUCCCUCCUGCAGCUCAGUGAUGUGUGCCGGAUGCAGGAGGACCAGGAGAUGGCCCGGGAUCUCAUAGAGCGGGCACUGUACAGCCUGGAAUGCGCCUUCCACCCUGUGUUCAGCCUCACCAGUGGGACCUGCAGGCUGGACUACCGGAGGCCAGAGAACAGUCAGCUGACCGAAGCCAUCUCUCCCAAACUGCUGUACCUGGAGGGUGCUCACAUUUCAGUCCCUCUGGCUGACAAGUUCGGUGCCAUCAGUGACCUGUAUCACCAGUUCAGGGCUUUCUUCCUGGCUCUCUUCAAGCACCUGAUGUUCCUGGAGAAGAGGGGAUGUCCCCGCACAGCCCUGGAGUUCUGCAAGCUCAUCCUGAGCCUUGAUCCUGAGAAUGACCCUCUCUGUGUGCUGCUGCUGAUUGACUUCCUGUCCCUCCGGGCCAGGGAAUACACCUUCCUGACCCGCCUCUUCCAGGAGUGGGAGAGUCACCGGAAUCUGUCCCAGCUGCCCAAUUUUGCCUUCUCAGUGCCACUGGCCUAUUUCUUCCUGAGCCAGCAGGAAGAGCGCCCGGAGCUGGAGCGGAGCCAGGCCAGGGAGCGAGCGGCCCGGCUCAUCCAGCUCGCACUCAUCAUGUUCCCAAGUGUUCUGAUGCCCCUGUUGGAUCACUGCAGUGUGCAGCCUGAUGCCAGGGUUGCCUCCCAUCCCUUCUUUGGGCUGAAUGCCCAGAUCAGCCAGUCACCUGCCCUGAACCAGCUGACAUCCCUGUACGUGGGCAGGACACAUGCCCUGUGGAAGGACCCAGCUGUCAUGGCCUGGCUGGAGCCCCAUGUCCACGAGGUUCUGCGCAUGGUGGAGGCCCAGGACGUGCUGGUGCAGGAGGCUGAGCACAAGAGGAAGAUCCGGUACCAGAGCGCUCCCAGGAACAUCUACCGGCACAUCAUCCUCUCAGAGAUGAAGGAGGCAACAGCAGCCCUGCCUCUGGAGGUGACUUCACAGCCAGUGAUGGGGUUUGACCCCCUCCCUCCUCUGGAUUCCAUUGUUUCCUACACCCGACCAGAAAGGACAAGCCUUCCCUCCAAUGAAAGCACUUUAUCCCUUUUCUUCCGCUCGCUGUUGCCAAAUUUUAACUUGCAGGGGGACAUCCGGCAUGACGGGGACGACGAGGCCGGGGCAGCACAGGACCUCAACCAGGGGGUGAACAGGCUGAUGGCGGCCAUGCGGGACAUGCUGGCCAACAUCCAGUUCCAGGAGCCCCCCCGUGAUGACAAUCCUGAGGGUGAUGGUGACUGGGAUUGAGCCUGGGGUCUCAAUCCGAUCUUUGGGUCUCCCCAAACCCUCUGGCAUCCUCCCUCCCCUCCCCCCCCGUUUUGUGUUGCACUCCAAUAAAGUCACACAAAUGGA
Molecule: messenger RNA, 2278 nt
Organism: Cinclus cinclus
Lineage: Eukaryota; Metazoa; Chordata; Aves; Passeriformes; Cinclidae
Gene: TCF25
Product: transcription factor 25
Exons: 19
Coding region: 8-2173 (721 amino acids)
Cellular component (GO): RQC complex
Source: RefSeq, a predicted model, not a curated record